This is a messenger RNA of Drosophila subobscura, 2802 nucleotides long. RefSeq lists its product as uncharacterized. NCBI's taxonomy places the organism in Eukaryota, Metazoa, Arthropoda, Insecta, Diptera, Drosophilidae. The record is from RefSeq and is a predicted model, not a curated record. Bases 366 to 2318 code for a protein of 650 amino acids. The transcript is spliced from 3 exons.
CGAGCAUCGCCAGCGCCAUCCACAGUACAAGGCGCGACUUUUGAACGCUGGCAACGCAGCUCCUCCAUUGCUACACAGACUCCAACACACUAUCGAUAUCUCGGGCACCCACGGCGAGUGUCUGCCACAUACGGUUGUGCCUCCCUCCUCCCGCAAUCAGCAAUCACCAACCAUAUAAAGUUGUUUGUUUUUUUUGUGUGCCACGAACAAAUCGGGCGAAGAAAGUGCCGCCUGCCAGUGAAUUGGAUAUAACAUAUAGCUGCUGGGAUCUGGCACGAUCUGAACUGAGAAGUGCGUGAGAAGUUUGCUUUGAAUGUGCAUUGUCCGCAUAUUAGCAUAGGAGGAACACAGACACCGAGAGAGCCAUGCGACUGGCAUUGAUACUGUGCACCCUGAGUGCGGCCGUGUGCCUGGUGAGCGGUUUGGGUCAGCCGGAGGCUCCCACCAAGGCGUCCAGCUACCCCAAGAAGGUGACAACGCUGAAGAAGCGUCCGACCAAGACACCCACAGCGGCAACCACAGCCUCAGCAUCCGCGAGCAGCAGCCCAGCCCUAGGCAGUGGGACGACCAGCAAGCCGAGCAAGCCACGCGUGAAGAUCGGAAAGGCCAGCAGGCCCACGACGACGACGACGACGACAACAGGGCCUAGAGGCACCACCAAAGCACCGGCUUUAGCUGCCACCUUUGGCAAUCUGCCCGCCGACGAUCUGGAGUUCAUCAAGGAGCUGGAUAAGCAGUUCAAGCUGCACGGCGACAAGAUCAAGAUCAAGGUGGAGCGAGACAACUCCACGGGCAGUGGCAGUGGCUCCGGCAAGAACAGCAAACGCACCAUCGAAGGGGAUCUGGGAUAUGGCUAUGCCCAUCAGGGUUACGACUACACGCCGCCCAAGUUCAUGUUCUAUCCGUACUCGCAGCACGACAUUCCGGCCACAGAGGCGCCACUGGAUACGUACAGCAGCUAUGAACCCUCUGGCUUUGCCCUGCCACAGCCGCAGGGACCGGAGGAGGAGGAGGAGCCGCAGGAGCAUCAGCAGGAGCACCAACAGCCGCCGCAGCAGGAGCAACACGUGACCAGCGUGACCAUCGAGCCGUCGUACUCGUACGAGCUGAAGCCACAGACCACCUACGAGACACAGGCACCGCAUCCGACACAGCCGCAGGAGCACCAGCCGCAUCCAAGCCAUCCUGGACUGGAGCAGCCACAGAUUGACCUGCCGCAGGAGGAGGAGCAUGGGGAUCAGGGCGGCUACCAAGAGCCCGUCAUCGUUCUGCGCAUCCCAGGGCCCGCCAAGUAUGCCGCCCAUCUGCAGACCCUGCUGCAGCAGUACCUCGAGAUUCGGGCCGCCCAGUACUUGAGUCUGCUCCAAGAGGCCGAGCAGCAUCAGCAGCAUCAGCAGCAGCAACAACAUCAGCAGCAGCAACAUGUGGAUCUCUCGCAGCAAUAUGGCUCCCCCGAGCAGGUGCCCUACCAUCCCGAUGUGAGCUAUGCCCAUCAGCUGGCACCCACGCCACAGCCAGUGCAGUAUGCGGCCAUCGAUGAUGUCUAUCAGAGCUACAAGGGGCGCCACCAGCAGCAGCAGCAGCAGCAGCAGCAGCAACUGCAACUGCAACAGCAGCAACAUCAACAUCAGCAGCAAUACGAGCAGCCACCGCCCGAGGCCUACUAUGCGCCAACGGGCUACCAGCAGCAGACGCAGUUCUACUACGCCCAACCGCAGUCCCAUGGCCACGGGCAGGGGCAGACGCAGCCGCAGCUCUACCUGAUAGCCAUGGCCCCACAGCCGGAUUACGGAGAGGCAGCUCCACAGGCGGACUACGGAGAACAACAUCAGCAACAGCAGCAGCAGCAGCAGCAUCAGCAGCAACAGCAACCGAUCUAUGUUCCCGAAUCGGAGCCACCCUCGGCACCCGAGGCGGAGCACGAGCAGGAGCACAGUCUACCCAUCACGGAGAACAAUCCGCGGCCCACUCACACCAAGGUCAUCUUCAAUACACAUUCCAGCCACAUGUAUCCCGCCCUGCGGCAAUACUCCCAGCAGCUGCAGCAGCACCAACACCACCAGGAGCAGCAGCAGCAGCAGCAGGUGGAGCAGCAGGAGGGCGCCUCCGAGGAGAGUGCUCCCAGUGGCCAGCGGCCGUUCAACUACCACGCCCACAACCUCAAGAUGCGGCAGGGCAAGCGUUCGGCGAAGGCGCAACCCGAGGCGGCAGCCAGUGACCAGCGACUGCAGCAGAUCCGCGAGUACGUGCGGGAGAAGCUCGGGGCGGAGAUGGGCUCGGCGGUGGAGUACAAGACGACACAGCUGCUGGAGGGCUAACAGUUUAGCCUUCUCCCCAUCCAUUCUUAGUACUAACUUGUAAUUGUAAUCGUAAUUGUUGUUGAAGUUGCUUCUCGUGCCUGAAAUCCGUUCAUUAGUAUUUAUUCUGCCUCCAACGAGGGGUUGUCCCGCCCAUCAAAACAUCCCAAAACUGUGCACCACACCACAGCAAUCUCUACAAGGCAUUGCCGACUCUUUGGCGGGGCAGCUAAGUUAACCGCCUGGAAGUAUGCAGUGUCUUUCGCUGAGCAGCUCAGAAGUAGGCACUGGCCAGAGAGUUACCCCAGGCCGCGAGUCUCUCGCCGCACCUCACAUCAUCAUUCAAUCAUCCAUCCAUUUCCAUCUCCAGCUGCGCUUUUCAUUCCCAUUUAUUAUGUGUUGUUUUAUGUGUUCUUUUUUUUUGUGUUUGUGUUUUUUGUUGAACACAAAAAUGUGCUGAAAGCGUGUGCAAUAAUUAGUCUGUAACUGUAACGAAAUGUACUUC